Molecule: messenger RNA, 1317 nt
Organism: Apodemus sylvaticus (European woodmouse)
Lineage: Eukaryota; Metazoa; Chordata; Mammalia; Rodentia; Muridae
Product: coiled-coil domain-containing protein 7-like
Exons: 15
Coding region: 1-1317 (438 amino acids)
Source: RefSeq, a predicted model, not a curated record
AUGAAACGUGCAAAGCAUCCAGCAACUGUUAGUAUGAAAUUGACAAGUGUUCCAGAAUUACCUUAUAAGAAAGGACCACUGAAUUCAUCACCUAAGCCAAAAGAAAAACGUAAUGCCAAAUCGACACAAGAUAAAAUUGAACCAAUGGUCAUUAGGUCUCCACCCACAGGAGAGUCAAUCGUACGGUAUGCCUUGCCAAUACCAUCAACUAUGAUGAAAGACUUAGUGUCAGAUGCUGAAAUGGUCAGGAUGAUUGCCAAAAACCUGAAGACGGUUGUUUCUACCUUGGAAGAAACCUAUGGAGCUUUCACUGAUGAUGGAGAAAAAGCCACAGAAAAAUCUGAAGCAGAAGGCUUGUCUGUUGGUGAUGAUAUGAAUUCAUUCUUGUUGUGCUGUUCACAAUUUGCAACUCAGCUGGAGGAAGCAGUUAAAGAAGAACGUGGUAUUUUGGAGUCUCUUUUCAAGUGGUUUCAGCAACAAGUCAACCAAAUGGAGGAGAUAAGUAAAGACCAAAGUAAUUUACAAGCAGAUCUUCCAUCCGAUGAUAAAUUCGUCAAUAAGGGCAUUACACAAAUUGCAAAGCUCAUACGUAAAUUUGAAGAUAUUAAAGGUCGCCUAAAAGAGCGUAGGGUAUCCCUACAGUCUAAACAAACGGAUAAAGACCUACUAUCUGAAUCACUGAAACAUUAUGCACUUAUAGAACAGCAAAUUGAAGAGUUCAUAAAAUCCCAUUCAGCUUUAGGAUCUCAAUAUGUUUUUGAAACUGAGUCAGGAACUCCUUCUUCAAUGACUAAUCGGAUGGCUAUGAUGAUGAAAAUAUUUGAAAAUCAGGCAGCUAUGUUAGAGAAAGCUUUAAAUGAUCAGAGAAUAAUUGAGUCUAAAUAUCAACAGAUUGAAACUGAUUAUCAAAAUUUACUAUCGGAGAAAAACCUGCUGGAAGGUGAAAUACAAAGGCUGAGAGAUACAGAGAGACCAAAGUCUGCAAGCAAAGAAGAACGAACUAAGAAAUCUGGAAAAUCAGAAAAGAAAAAAGAUAAAGAUUCAGAAAGGAAAUUAUCUCCAAGCAGAGAAGAAGAGCUUCAAAUCCAAGAAGCUGAAAGAAAUAAGACUCAAGUCGACAGUGUCUUACAUCAAAAGACGGAGAUGUUUAAAGAAGAAAAGAAUAAAACAAAAUUGGACCGGGGUCACAGUAAAUCAAAGGUUAAGGGUGAAGAUACAAAAGAUUCCUUACCAAAGAAGAGUGACAUACAGUCGAGUGAACAAAGGAAGGAUCAGAUCUCAUCUGAUCAAAGUAAAAGGUCAGUUGGUGAAAGGUAA